This is a messenger RNA of Gambusia affinis (western mosquitofish), 2788 nucleotides long. RefSeq names its product profilin 2b (gene pfn2b). The coding region runs from base 237 to 656 and encodes 139 amino acids. Gene Ontology annotation, molecular function: actin binding. The record is from RefSeq and is a predicted model, not a curated record. Gene Ontology annotation, cellular component: cytoplasm. Gene Ontology annotation, biological process: actin cytoskeleton organization; regulation of actin filament polymerization; positive regulation of actin filament bundle assembly. NCBI's taxonomy places the organism in Eukaryota, Metazoa, Chordata, Actinopteri, Cyprinodontiformes, Poeciliidae. The transcript is spliced from 3 exons.
GAACGCCUGGCGGAGUGAUUUAGUAAGGGGUACACCCAAGUCUGUGUCUGGUCUCAGCGGCUGUUCUUCGUUGCCUAGACCAGAAGAAAGCCGGGACGUGACUGAGCCGGGGGUUGAGGUUGCUGGAUGCCCGUUAACCAUCAAAAACAUACUGCUUCUUCUUCGUUGGAGAGACGACCGUGAUUUAUUUUCACUUGCCGUGCUUUAUUCCCCAUCCUAGAACUAAUAUCAAUAACAUGUCCUGGCAAAGCUACGUGGACAGCCUGAUGGCUGAUGGCAGCUGCCAGGACGCGGCCAUUGUGGGCUAUACGGACGCCAAAUACGUCUGGGCAUCGUUUGAUGGCGGAGCCUUUUCCAACAUUACGGCAUCAGAAAUCGACGUGUUGGUAGGAAAGGACCGGAACAUUUUCUUCACCACUGGGCUGACCAUAGGCGCUAAAAAGUGCUCGGUACUCAGAGACAGCCUGUCAACUGAUGGGGACUGGACAAUGGAUGUCCGGACAAAGUCUCAAGGAGGAGAGCCAACAUACAAUAUAACUGUAGGCAGAGCAGGCAAAGUCUUGGUCUUGGUAAUGGGCAAAGAAGGGGUCCAUGGAGGCGGAUUGAAUAAGAAGGCAUACUCGAUGGCAAAAUACUUGAGGGAUUCAGGGUUUUAGAUUAGAAGUAGCUUUUGUGGUGUACUAGAGGGAGUAAAAAAAUUAAAAGGGGAAAAAACAAAAAAAAAAGACAAAGCUCAAAAGGACAAAAAAGGUUUCUGUCAAGCUCGCAUCCACCCACAACACACACAAACCAUACACAGGUAGUCUCAUCAAAUAAACCCCCACCAGGAGCAUUUAAUGGUGCAGGGCUCAGACCCAGCCUCAACAGUGUAGUCCCAUAUUUAUCAGAGGUAGAACAAAGUGUUUUUAUUUUCCCAUCCCUGCUCUCAUCAUGCUGCUUCAAUUUUUUUUUGUCCUUUUGUGUACUCCAGCACUGGUUCUUGUCAUGGGAAAAGAUGGUGUCCACGGAGGACAGCUCAACAAGAAAGCAUUUCUGAUGGCUGAGUACCUGAGGAAGGCCGGCUACUAAAGCAACCUGUAACCAGCUACCUAGCAGUUCACCCUUGCCACCCUGUUUCAUUUGACACUACUUCCAGUCCUAGUUUGUAGUUUGUUUUUCUGCCUUCUCUCCUCCCCAUUUCUUUCCUCCCUUCCCAUUUAUCCUUGAACCUCUUCCCUCCACACAUUUGCUCUGUGUAUCCUUAUCUCCUUUCAAGCACUCUUUUGUUUAUCCAUAGUAAAAAUGAGCAUGUUGCUAAACAGGAUGUCAUGACAAAUCUGUAUUUUACAAAGACCAGCAAAAAAAUAAAAUAAAACUUAAAAAAAUUGGCAGAACUUAGACAAAGAAAGCUAUAGCAUCAAUUUGUAAACUAUCCUUGCUUUUUUUGUUUUGUUUUAUGGCACUAAAUCUUCUCAUAUCACACACACUCCCUCCUUGAGCAGCCUAUGCCUUUGGAGCGUUUGAGCUCUAACGAAGCUCAUCAUGUCUUCCUUUAUUUCCUUCAUGUCGAGGAGAGGAUACCGUCUUCAUCUUAUCCUCAACAAACAUCACACUAACCUCCCCCUUGCCAAAUUAUUUAGCUCCCACCAUUAUUUUGGCUUAAAUCAGAUGACACUAAAUCAUAUCUGACCCUUUAUUGAACACUACCCACCUCUCCCAGCAGAGUCGCUGUACUGUCCUGAAUCAGUUUUGAUUGAAGUGGGGUCAAUCCAGUUCAUGACAUCCAGAUGCAGUUAGUCCUCCCCAUUCCCCCUUCUCAUCCCGGCAUCACAAACUUCCCAGCUACACAAAAUCCAUGGACAUUCCACAGUAACAGGCUCAGGCACUUAACACUGUUUUGUUUGCCAUCUAAGUUUUUUUUUUUUUUUUUUUUGAAAGGCUGCCAUUUUUUGGACAGUAGCUAUCCCAGCAUAUACCAAUCUGGAGUGUGUCCAGAUUGAAUUUUGUUUUUGUUUUUUAUAGGACCAAGUGUAGUUGCAGCCCGGGUGUUUAUACAACUGCUCCAAAUCAUGUGAAGGAUGACUAACUUUUUCUGAUGAAGAAAAACUGUGACCAGGCGGAGAUGUUGUGGCUAAAACUAAAGGGACAGUGGGAGGGUGGGGGGUACAGGGCAGGUAAGGGUGGGAGAAUUUGGAAAAUAAAAAAUCCUCACUAUUACCGUUGAAACAACUGCAUUUGUACAAAGCCAUGCUGUGUUGACAACUACAUAACUGUGGAAUAAAUUGCCUUUAUAGUCACCUGAGCUACGGGGGGCGUCUGUUGAUCUGUCCACGCUCAGAACUGCUAACUUUAACGUCCAACUGAGAAACACCUAAUUUCUAAAAGUAGAAAUGACACUCGAUGGGAGACAAUGGUAUUGGUUGGAACAAAGAUGCUCAUGGUUGUCUUGUUGAAACUUAUCUACAGAACCUGUGUAUCCUGUGCCAUAAUGUAGAGAUCUGUAAGAUGGAUUUUACCCACUGUUGGCUACGGAGUCAUUUCAUCUGCACUUUUUUUAUUUUUUAUGUUUUAUUUGUAGUUUCAGCUCCAUUGUCUUAGGCCUUGUGGGAUAUGUGUACUCAAAAACACUGUUCAAGUCCUGUUAGCUGAUGUGUUCAUUUCCUUUCCUCACCACUUUAUUAUUUUUUUUUUCUUGCAUCUGGGAUACAGUCUUUAAUGCAUCUGAUGUUGUAUGCAUAAACCAAGAAAUGCCAUAAAUUGAUUUAUCACCUUGUUUACAGACAGAUCAAAUAAAUUUAUUCCAACCAGA